CAGCACGUUUCAUAAACAAGUCAAAAUUUGUGCUUAUUUUCCUUUCGUUUUGUUUUUUCCCUAACAACGAAAACUUAUUUGUUUGAUCAAUAAAUAGUUCGUUUUCAAAAAUCUCGAAAAAAUGAAGGUGGAGGAAGUGAAAAGUACCAUAAAAACUCAACGAAUUAGUGCCCAUAGUCACGUUAAAGGCUUGGGUCUAGACGAAAAUGGAUUUGCUAUUGCCCAGGCGGCCGGCUUGGUCGGGCAAGAACAGGCCAGAGAGGCUGCAGGUAUCGUGGUCGAUAUGAUCAGAAGCAAAAAAAUGGCAGGCCGAGCCGUAUUACUAGCCGGUCCUCCAGGUACUGGCAAAACUGCCAUAGCUCUUGCAAUAGCACAGGAACUGGGUAAUAAAGUACCUUUCUGUCCGAUGGUCGGAUCGGAAGUGUACAGCUCUGAAAUAAAAAAGACAGAAGUACUGAUGGAAAACUUUCGAAGGGCUAUUGGUUUGAGAGUAAGAGAAACUAAAGAAAUUUAUGAGGGAGAAGUUUGCGAACUCUCUCCUGUGGAAACGGAACAUCCCGUUGGAGGUCAAGGUAAAUCUGUCAGUCAUGUAGUAAUCGGCCUAAGAACAGCAAAAGGCACCAAACAACUAAAACUUGAUCCGAACAUUUAUGAGGCUCUACAAAAAGAACGAGUCGAAGUAGGAGACGUAAUUUACAUAGAAGCCCUCAGUGGGGCUAUAAAAAGACAAGGAAGAUCUGAUGCUUUCGCCACUGAAUUUGAUUUGGAAGCUGAAGAGUACGUGCCUCUACCCAAAGGAGAUGUACACAAAAAGAAGGAAGUUGUUCAGGAUGUUACAUUACACGACUUGGAUGCAGCAAAUGCCAAGCCACAAGGUGGUCAAGAUGUUCUUUCAAUGAUGGGGCAAUUAUUGAGAUCCAAAAAAACCGAAAUAACUGAUAAAUUGAGAAAAGAAGUUAAUAAAAUUGUCGACAAAUACAUUGACCAAGGGAUUGCUGAAUUGGUCCCCGGAGUACUUUUCAUCGAUGAAGUUCAUAUGCUGGAUAUUGAAACUUUUACUUAUUUGCACAAGGCUUUAGAAAGUGCCAUUGCUCCUAUCGUUAUUUUUGCUACAAAUCGAGGCAGAUGUCUUAUUAGAGGUACUGAUGAUAUUUAUUCUCCGCACGGCAUUCCAUUAGAUUUACUUGAUAGACUCUUGAUUAUCAGGACUGUGCCAUACGAUCGUCCAGAUAUGGAACAAAUUUUGAAAUUGAGAGCUAAAACUGAAGGUUUAGAAAUUGAUGAUAAUGCUCUAACAGCUCUAGGAGCUGUAGGCACAAAGGCUACUUUAAGGUAUGCAGUGCAACUUUUAACUCCGGCUCAUUUAACAGCCAAAGGCAACAAGCGAACCAACAUUACAGUCGCCGAUGUUGAAGAAGUUUCAUUUUUGUUUUUGGACGCCAAACAGUCGGCAAAGAUUCUGUCGGAAAAUAGUGCUAAGUUUAUGCAAUAAGUUUUAAUUUUUAGUUGUUCGUGUUUGUUCUUUACAGCAUCUGUAAAUAAUUUUGGAAGAAUAAAGAUUUUCUUCACAUUUAGUUAGUAUUAGCAAUUCUUACAUUUACAUCUUUU
This is a messenger RNA of Ceutorhynchus assimilis (cabbage seed weevil), 1608 nucleotides long. Lineage: Eukaryota; Metazoa; Arthropoda; Insecta; Coleoptera; Curculionidae. The record is from the annotation of a GenBank genome assembly.